This is a messenger RNA of Amborella trichopoda, 4841 nucleotides long. RefSeq names its product Leucine-rich receptor-like protein kinase family protein. Gene Ontology annotation, biological process: protein phosphorylation. NCBI's taxonomy places the organism in Eukaryota, Viridiplantae, Streptophyta, Magnoliopsida, Amborellales, Amborellaceae. The record is from RefSeq and is a predicted model, not a curated record. Gene Ontology annotation, molecular function: protein kinase activity; protein binding; ATP binding.
CUCUCUCUCUCUCUCUCUCUCUCUCUCAAUUUGAAAAGAAUUAUUGAAGUUUCCUUUGUUGCUUUCCCUCUCUCCUAUCUGCUACUUUCCCUGUCAGAGUUUAUGACUGCACUGUUUGGUUUGAUUGUUCAAUCUUUUGCAUCUUAUCAUGUAACAUGAGUUUAUCCAGUCAUAUUUAUUUAAAGAAUUCUUUUGUUUGGGUAUUCAUUCCUAUCAUUUUUUGGCCAGGAAUUGGCCUUUCUCUUUAGAGAUCCUUAUAUCUGAGCCUUAUGAAUCCCAAAUCUAGAGCAUCAUUUUUUUGCCUAAUAAUUUUUCAGAAUUUGCAGAGCUUUUGAACAUAUUUUUCAGCAGUGUGUCAAAAAUUUCAGUAUUACAGCUGUAAUGUUGAUCUUCAUGGUUUCCUAAUAUCAAUUCAGAAACAUAUAUGAGAUCUUCAUUAUCUUUUCUUACUAACUCAUGACCUUAGUCUUUCUUGUUCUUGCUACAAAUAAACAGCACUUUCCUUCCUCUUUUUUUUGAUAAUUUCAGUUGACAGACACUAGAAUAAUGCAUAGAAUUCUCUGAAUGUCAUGAGGAUUUCCGAAUGGGUUUGUAUCUUGACCUGUGGAAACUGAAAUUCUUGUAGGAUGAUUUAAUUGUUUUUUUAAACUUCCAGUAUGAUUCAAUUUCCCCGCUAAGUUUUGCCUCCUAGGCCAUCUCUCAUUUACCAGCACUAGAUGACAAACAUAUUGUAUUUUGUCUUUGGCAGUAGUUUUGCAUUCAACAUCGUGGAUAGCAUGAUGUAGGCUACCGUCCAUCUCCUAGGUAGUUGUUGUGUUUUCCCUCUAUAAUGUGAUUCCUAACCAUCCCGAAAUGACUCUCUUGGAGACCCUUGGAUCCAAAAGAACCUUUUUUCGCUAUUUCUCAAUUCUCUGCUUCUCUAUUGUCGUUGUAAACUCCUUGAACGACGAAGGGCGCCGACUUCUCGAGUUUAAAGAUGGCCUCAAUGACAGCAAUGGAAAUCUCCAGAACUGGAAUUUGUCUGACUUUACGCCUUGUAAAUGGAGAGGCAUUAGCUGCACCCUUUACAGGGUAACUUCCAUAAACCUUCAUCUCUUCAAUUUAUCUGGUGCAUUAUCUCCGAGCAUUUGUGAGCUGCGUCAUCUUAAAGUCUUCAAUGUAUCGAAGAACAUGAUCUUCGGCCCUUUACCUAGAGGUUUGUUCAAUUGCACCCGUCUGGAGGUUCUAGAUGUAGGUACCAACAAGCUUCAUGGUGAGAUACCCCAAGAAUUAGGUAAGCUAUCCAAUAUGAGAAGGCUUUACCUUGAUGAGAACUACCUUUUUGGCAAAAUCCCUGAUGAGGUUGGAAACCUCUCAUCUCUUGAAGAACUUGUCAUAUACAGUAACAAUUUCACUGAUUCCAUACCCAACUCCAUUAGUAAUCUGAAGAAACUGAGGAUUAUAAGGGCAGGUCUCAAUUUUCUUUCAGGUCCUAUUCCACUAGAGAUCAGUGAAUGUGGGAGCUUAGAAAUCCUUGGAUUGGCUCAGAAUAAGCUACAGGGCCUUCUUCCGAAGGAGCUCCAAAGGCUUAGGAAUCUCACAACUCUGAUCCUUUGGCAAAAUCAGUUAACAGGAGAGAUACCCCCUGAGAUUGGGAAUUGCAGCAAUUUGGAGAUGCUCGCGUUAAAUAAGAAUGGUUUCAGUGGUGGAGUCCCAAAGGAGUUGGGUAAAUUGUCUAAAUUGAAGAAGCUUUAUAUCUACACUAAUCAGCUGAAUGGCACUAUACCAAAAGAGCUGGGGAACUGUACAUCUGCUGUAGAGAUUGAUCUUUCAGAGAAUAGGUUGAUAGGGACCAUACCAGCGGAGCUUGGGAGGAUUCAGACCCUAAGGCUACUUCACCUUUUUGAAAACCUUUUGCAGGGAACCAUCCCUAGAGAGCUUGGGCGGUUGAGUCAGUUGAGAAAGAUUGAUCUUUCGAUUAACAACCUAACAGGUACGAUUCCCAUUGGGUUUCAGGACCUUACCUCUCUAGAGUAUCUGCAACUCUUCGACAAUCAUCUUGAAGGCACAAUACCUCCUCAGUUAGGGGCUAACAGUAAUUUAUCCGUUCUUGAUGUAUCUGAGAACAAGCUCGUGGGUAGAAUACCGGUACAAGUUUGUAAGUUUCAGAAGUUGAACUUUCUGACCAUUUGGUCUAACAAAUUAACGGGUGGCAUACCCUAUGGUGUCAAGACCUGCAAAUCUUUGGUGCAGUUGAGAUUGGGAGAUAACCAGCUUAGUGGUAGCCUCCCCGUUGAAUUAUCUGGGCUUCUAAAUUUAACUACUCUUGAGCUGUAUCAAAACCGAUUUUCUGGGUUUAUUCCUCCAGAAUUUGGUAAGCUUAAGAAACUUGAGAGGCUGCAUUUGUCAGAUAACAACUUUGUUGGAAAGAUCCCUAGUCAGAUUGGUGAGUUGGCAGAUCUUGUUAGCUUCAAUGUUUCGUCAAACAGAUUGUCAGGGACUAUUCCCCCUAGUUUAACCAAUUGUAAAAAUCUCCAAAGGCUUGAUUUGAGCAGAAAUAUAUUAACCGGUUUUGUCUCCCAAGAACUCGGCAAUUUGACAAACCUAGAACUUCUAAAGUUGUCUGAUAACCAACUAAAUGGAACCAUUCCUGGUUGGUUGGGUAGUUUGUCUCACCUUACAGACUUGCAAAUGGGAGGAAAUCAUUUAUCUGGCUCUAUACCUCCUGAAUUGGGUCGUCUCACUACUUUGCAAAUUGCUCUGAACCUUAGUAACAAUCUCCUUUCUGGAGAAAUACCAAUGGAACUGGGAAAUUUGCAGAUGCUUGAAGCUCUCUACUUGAACAAUAACCAACUUGAUGGUGAAAUUCCCGUGGCUUUGGGUGACUUAUCCAGCCUUCUAGUGUGCAAUCUUUCUUAUAAUAGUCUUGGGGGGGAGGUACCUAACACUCAAGUUUUUCGGAGGAUGGAUGCGAGCAAUUUUAUGGGAAACAAAGACCUCUGUGGGUCCAUGAUGAAUCCUUGCCUGUCUCCUUCAUCGCAGCCCAAUUCUCUACACCCCCAUUGGCUUGAGAAGCAAAACGCUAAGGAGGAAAUCGUGAGCAUAAGUGCGGUGUUUGUGGGGUUGGUGUCUUUAAUUCUCACAGUGAGCGUUUGCUGGCUCAUAAAGCGACCAGGGUCUAUGUUUGUCCCUUUUGAAAACCAUAAACUUGACGAAACUGAUACCUAUUAUUUCCCCAAAGGUGGUUUCAGCUAUCAGGACCUUCUAGAAGCCACUGGAAAUUUUUCAGAGAGUGCAGUGAUAGGGAGAGGAGCUUGUGGGACCGUGUACAAAGCUUUUAUGGCCAAUGGGGAUUUUGUUGCAGUCAAGAAGCUGGCCUCUCAUGGAGAUGGAUCGAAUAUCGACACUAGCUUUAGUGCUGAGAUUUCAACCUUGGGUAAAAUUAGGCACCGCAACAUCGUUAAGCUCCAUGGUUUUUGCAAUCACACGGAUUCGAAUCUUCUCUUGUAUGAAUACAUGGAGAAUGGGAGCUUAGGUGAAGUGCUUCGUGGUGAGCCUUGUUUGUUGGACUGGGAUGCUCGCUAUAAGAUAGCCCUUGGAGCAGCUCAAGGCUUGUCCUAUUUACACUAUGACUGUAGACCUCAAAUUGUUCAUCGUGAUAUAAAGUCGAAUAAUAUUUUAUUGGAUGGCACUUUUGAAGCUCAUGUGGGAGAUUUUGGCCUGGCCAAGUUGAUUGACCUGUCACAUUCGAAGACCAUGUCUUCUGUUGCAGGUUCAUAUGGCUAUAUUGCACCUGAAUAUGCGUACACAAUGAAGUUCACUGAUAAGUGUGACAUAUAUAGUUUUGGAGUUGUUCUUUUGGAGCUGGUUACCGGGCGAUCCCCAGUUCUGCCCCUUGAUCAGGGAGGCGAUCUGGUUACUUGGGUCCGGAGGUCAAUUCCAAACACAGAGUUGAGAUCUAAGGUUUUUGAUUCUCGAAUAGAUUUCAGCAAGAAGAGGAUAGAAGAGGAGAUGGCUCUGGUUCUCAAGAUUGCCUUGUUCUGUACCAGCAUGUCGGCCCUUGAUAGGCCCAACAUGAGAGAGGUAGUGGCCAUGCUGAUUGAUGCCAGAGAAUCCUCUUGUGCUUCUCUUUACUCUCCAACAUCAGAAACACCUUUAGAAGAAGACCCUGCACUAGAAGGACGCAUGGACUCGUGACUGAUUAUUGGUCUAAUACACUGAGGGAUUCAUCCACUUUUGUUCUCAUUGCCAAAAUCUUACCAACAACAGCGGGUGCCUUUGAGUUACAAAAGCGACCACACUCAAAAUUACUCUUCAAAUCAGAAGAAGCAAAGCUACAAUUCGACCAUUGUUUCGAUCCACAACAUUUGCAGUGAUGUAUUUUAGAGAAAAAUACAUGCUCAGAACAUACCUCUUUGUGGGCGCUAUGGAAUCCCAAACCCUGAAUCCCUAAAUUGAAGAGGUGUAUCAAAACCCUAAAAUUCUCCCUUGCUUGUUGAUGAUGCAAAUACUUGGUCCAUCGAGUCUAUGAGUUUCUAAAGGUUGAAUUCGUGAUGAGAAGAGGAACCCUCAACCUUAAUCAAGAACCUAAGAAUGUUCAAGCAUCCUUCUCAAGUGUACCUCCAGUGUAAGAAAAAGUUGAUCGCCACGAUACCCUGUAAGAAAAUGAGGGAAUUUUGAUUAGGACGAGAGAAAAAAAGCAAUUUAUUUGGACAAGAGAGAGUGCACAAUUUCUGUCAAACGUGUCAAUGUUUGUUUAUUGAAUUUUCGAGAUGCAUGUUAGUUGUACUUAAAUUUCUUGGGGUUGAUAUUUGAGCUCUCAUCUGAUCCUUUCUAUUAUUAAUUUUCAUAUUUGAAGUUUG